This is a messenger RNA of Lytechinus pictus (painted urchin), 1960 nucleotides long. RefSeq names its product SPARC-like. Gene Ontology annotation, molecular function: protein binding; extracellular matrix binding; calcium ion binding. The coding region runs from base 1 to 780 and encodes 259 amino acids. Gene Ontology annotation, biological process: anatomical structure development. Lineage: Eukaryota; Metazoa; Echinodermata; Echinoidea; Temnopleuroida; Toxopneustidae. The transcript is spliced from 7 exons. The record is from RefSeq and is a predicted model, not a curated record.
AUGGUAGAUCUACAGAUGGUUCUUUCACAAAGAGCAGAGGAUGAAAAUGAUCUAUGUAAAGACGUGACUUGCAAGAAGCCUCGAGGUUCUUGGUGUCAGGUCAUCGAGGUAGAUGGUAGCCCCAAAGCAACCUGUGUUUGCCCGAAGAACUGCGCAGGAGAAGAAGAGAAUCCCGUAUGCAGUGUGUUCGGCAAGCAGUACGACAACGAAUGUGAGCUCCACAGAUACGCAUGCAAGAAGAAAAAGAAUAUCCCCAUGGCCUUCAAGAAACCGUGUAUAGCAUCCCAGGGUGUCUGUACUCCAGAUGAAUUCGCACAGUUCCCCUACCGUCUUCUUGAAUGGUUCAUGCACUUGAAGGAAAAGGACGAGUUUGGAAGGAUCGAUCCCAACAGACGAAUCACACUGCUUGAUAAUGACCUGCGUCAUCAGAUCGCUAUGUGGAAGUUCAACGCUCUGGACAAGAACAAUAAUGGCGAGCUUGACAAGACCGAACUGUUGAAGAUCCGCUACUCCCUGAUGCCUCUAGAACACUGCGCCCAUCCGUUCUUCACUCGAUGUGCCAACCGGGAAAGGAAGGUAGUGGACGGUAGGAAACCAGACAAAAAGUCCAUCACCGUCGCCGAAUGGACAGAGUGCUUAGCGAUCGAGACGGAUCCAGCCACCGAGAUGGGGGUCGAGUCACCACCGGCCGAGCUUCAAGAAGAAGAACUCGUAGUCGAAGAGGACGUCGAGGAGGACUUGGAGGAAGAGGAAGAGGAAGAUGCACCUGAAGCCGCAUAAGCUUUCCAUAGAUUGUCAACACUACCAAGAGAAUAACUUCAUGACAAACGUGUCCAUAUCCAGAGCCCUAUCGCUGCCCAUAAUGCCUGGAAAGAAUUUCAUCAACAUUUUUGUACGACAAGUUGUCAGAUCUGACAACUGUGUUAGAUUUUGAUUGGCUGUAAACCGCAGUUCCUAUGGAAACUGUCGGAUAAAACAGGACUUGUCGGAUAAAACGUCCGACGGGUUCUUUCACGAAACACUCCUAUGAUGAAUACAAUCAUGUCACCAUGAUAAAACCAAAAAUACAUUUUUUUUUAAUUCGAUACAACUCUUCUUAGGACAUGCCAGUCACAAUUCCCGAAGGCAAGAUAAAAUAUCUUCAACGGUAGGGUCAACAAUCCAACACUUUAUAUACUGGAUUAUGUUUCAUUUUUCUAUCAUGUCUUUUGAGUUUUUAAACAUGACUUCAUUAUAAUACACUGCCUUCAAAACACAGUUUUAUAUCGAAAUUGUUAAUUUGUUGGUGAUCUGAAUGAUCAUUGGAAGAUAUAACACAUAACACUAUAUUCUCAAUGUGCAGACACAUUUCAUUUUCAAUCCGUAAUUCGUUAAGCAGUACUUACAAAAAAGGCUUGUAUAAAAAAACCUUAUAGUUUUCAUUGAUAAAAUUAUGUUUAUUUAUAAGUGCGAGUAUUUAUAGUAAAUUAAUUCUUUGGAAAUUUAGACGUAGAGAUUAUUAGUGGAAGCAAUGUAUAAAGUUUUAUUUUUUGUCAAUAUUGCACCAAGUGUCUGCUAUCAAAUGGAAUAAUUAUAAUGUCCUAAGUGUGCAUUCUUCUGGUCAUCAAUACUUCAACUAAACCACAGAGGAUAAGACGCCCUUUUUAAUACGAAGGUCCAUGAGAAUAUAAGAAUUACAAUAUUUAAUUAGAAAAUUCCAUUGCAGAACCAUUUUCCUUUAAUCUAGCUACCUCUUCCUACUAAAAAUAUCAUCAAAAGCACAACUUCUCUUUUCAAAUGUCAUCGUAGUCCUAUCAUUAGUUCAUUUUCAUUUCUGUAAAUAUGUUUGCUGCAGAUACCUAAUCAAUUAUUCAUUGAUGAUAAUUAGGCGUGUCAUUUUAUAGAGAAGUGUGUCAUUUAAUAUUUAGUAAGAAAAUAAAACACAUUGUGGAAAAAGUAUUGCUCUUUUACAAAAAAAUUA